Fraxinus pennsylvanica is the source of this 2736-nucleotide messenger RNA. Lineage: Eukaryota; Viridiplantae; Streptophyta; Magnoliopsida; Lamiales; Oleaceae. The record is from the annotation of a GenBank genome assembly.
AUGGCUUCUUCUCAGGUAGAGUUCGCUUCCUCUUCACCUUUUGGCUGUGCCCUCAGGAGGGAUCACAGCAGCCGGAAUCGAUUCACCCCUGCCCCCUUCAAGAAGAAUUUCAAUGACCUGGUUAGUUCCUGUAUUUCUGAUGAGAAUUCGCACCCUCGUCAUCAUAUUGAUUAUACCGAUUUAUGGGUUCAUCAACCCCAAUGGCAAACCGCCCCCUCCAGCGUCACUGCUUCUCCUUAUAAUAAUGUUAUUAUCAGAAACAGUAAUGAUGAUAAUAAUAAGAACAAUGAAAAUGAUAGUGGGAAGAUUAAGGCCAGUGACGAAGAUAAAUGGGCAAGAGCUCGAGAAAUGGUAUUUGCUGGUGAUAGAAAGAGCCAGGGUCGUCUAUCUUCAGGUUCUUGUUCGGUAUUUAAACGGGAGAAUUCUCCAACGCAAUCUGAAACUUCUAUUGAGAUUCCUAAUUUGCGUGGUGUCUCUUCCCUGGUUCAGAAAUGGAGAGAUUUUGAGGCGGAGGCCAAGUGCUCGCAGAGUAAUUCACCCCUUUGUAGCACCAGGAGCAAUUCGAGCACCACGUUUGCAGAGAAUGCUUCAUGCAUCGAUGUCCCUUCGCGACAUUCCGAUGUUUGUGAACCUGUCACUAAUGAGGAAACAUUUGGGGAUUGGGAAUCAGAUAGAAUGGCAUUGAGUGGUCCGCCUUCUUCAGUGGGAAGAGAUUCUGAGGGCACGGAGAGGGAGAGGCUCAGGGUCGUGGAUAUCAUUAGAAAGCUGACGUCUAGUACUAAAGAUAAUAAUGACAGGGAGCAUAAUGUUGGCUAUGAAUCGUCACCUCUUGUUAGAACGUCAUUGGAUCAAUCAGAACAGAGUUGUUUUUCCUCUGUUUUUUGUUCGCCGCGCAUCAGGGGGCGUGGCGCAUUUAACAAUUUGCUUGUGCAAAUGGAGAGCGAGAGACACAAGGAGCUUGAACGACUUGAAGCACGUAAAGCUGUUUCCAAGUUCUCACAGCGAGGCCGCAUUCAGGCUCUGCUCCGGGUUAGAUUUCUUCGCCGUGGACUUGAAGCCAGAGAGGGUCGACAUGUAAACAGCACAUCAUUUGAAUUAAAAAAAUUUACACAAUCUGCCAUUGCACAUAUCAGGGAACGAUUCAAAUCAGGUGUUCAAAAUGGUGCAAUUGACUCAAAGAACUCUCACAGAGAGGUCGUAGAUAAUGCUGCAUCAGCAGAAAAUAUGUUGAAUCAACCAGCUAAACAAAAUCUGCAACAAGAAACAAUAGCAGAUCACGUCCUAGAUGCGGAAACCUCUUCAACAUAUCAAGAAACAAAUGGCUCCAUAAUUUCACAUAAAGUAACAGCAGAUUACAUCCUAGAUGAAGAAACCUCUUCAACAUCUAAAGAGCAUGAAGUUGAACUCAUUUCCCAUGGAGUUAACGAAAAUAUUCAACAAAGCAGUCUCCAAGCACAUGUCUUCGAACAUCUCCAUCAAGAAGCAAGUCCGUUAUCAGAUUUUAUGUGGCAAGGGACAGACUGUGAAACCAACAAUCAUGGCUUGGCUGAAUCUACUGAGACAGCAGAAUCCCUUAUUGAUGUUAACAAAAAUAAGCAUGCAGAGGAACAAGAAGUGACUUCUAAACGACAACUUUUCAGAACCAAUCGUGACUUGAUUGAUGAUUGUGCUCAUCCAUACAGUCACUGUGAAAACAAGCUUAUAAUGGGAAUUGAUUCCCACUGGGUAAGAGUUUCUCAUCCAGAGGAUGGAUGGGAAGAACUACAUUCUGAUUAUCAGCAACAAGCAGAAAUUAAUUCCAACUGGGUAAGUGAUAUAUCACGCCCACGUAGUGAUUGGGAAGAUCUCAGGCAAGCAAGAUACUGUGAGAUGCUCGAUCCUUUCUUGGGGAAUAAAGACAUACAUGUGCUUCUUGAAAGAAGAAGUGUUUCAACUUUUCUUUCAAGUGGUCUGAGAGAGCGCAUUGAACAAUUGAUGAUGUCUCGCACUCAGCAGCAACUACCGAAUGUGAUGAACAAUCUGAUGGAAGAAAUAGGAGAAGAACAAGUGAUUGAGGAUGAAGAUAAAGAUGAAGGUGAAGACGAGGAUGCGGUUUCAUUAGAAGAGGAAGAGGAUGAGCAAGACGAAGAAAGAUCUUAUAGUGACUAUUACAAUGAAUAUGAAGGUGAGAGCGAAAUUGGGCAACAAUACAAUGAUUGCAUAGAUCAAUCUCCCUCUUCAGCACCACCAUCAUGGCUCCAUAAUGAAGGUCAUGAAGUUAGUGAUGAUUCUUGUCAGGCUGCAUCUCCAUCUGUGCAACCAUCUCUAUCAUCAAAUACGUACUCCCAGGAUAAUCGGCCUCUCUCUUCCUUUACUAACCAUCAUACAAUCGGAAUGGAUCUCAUAUAUGACUUGAGAGGACAAAUGGGGCAACUCCACCGAGAGAUGUCUGAACUACGAAGAUCAAUAAAGAGCUGCAUCAAUAUGCAGGUUAAAUUACAACAUUCCAUCAAGCAGGAGGCUGCUGCAGCUACAAGUCCCUCAGAUCAAAAGGAAAGAAAUGAUUCAAGGAAUAAAGGCCUAAGCAAAGGAAGAUGUGGAAUUUGCUGCGAAAUGCAAGUUGAUUCUGUUUUGUACAGAUGUGGGCAUAUGUGCACCUGUUUCAAGUGUGCUCUUGAGUUGCAGGGGCGUAGCGGAAAAUGUCCAAUGUGUGGAGCUCAAAUACUGGACGUCGUGCGCUUACGUGCUCAUUCUUGA